Messenger RNA from Cylicostephanus goldi, 310 nucleotides. The record is from the annotation of a GenBank genome assembly. Lineage: Eukaryota; Metazoa; Nematoda; Chromadorea; Rhabditida; Strongylidae.
ACUACCCGAGAGUAUUAAUUAGCAGAACACCAAUUUUAGUGCUGGAGCCGAACUUGCAGCUGCUCAGGUUGCCUCUCAGUUCAAGGAGGAUAACGGUGUCUUGGUUGUUUACAAUUACGUCGAGACACACGGCUUUCCGGAACCAAAGCUUGGAGAAAUCGCUUCUACUGGUUACUUCAUGAGCAACCUAGACGAUGAAGAAGGAGAUGGAAUAAAGAGAGCGCUGUGUGAUGGUAAAGAUCAAUUGCCAAGUUGUUUUCAAGAUAGAGGAUUGCCCAAAUUAUUGUACUAUACGAAAAAAUGUCGCUGA